Tupaia belangeri chinensis (Chinese tree shrew) is the source of this 3044-nucleotide messenger RNA. RefSeq names its product activin A receptor type 1C (gene ACVR1C). Lineage: Eukaryota; Metazoa; Chordata; Mammalia; Scandentia; Tupaiidae. Gene Ontology annotation, cellular component: plasma membrane; signaling receptor complex. The record is from RefSeq and is a predicted model, not a curated record. The transcript has 9 exons. Gene Ontology annotation, molecular function: transmembrane receptor protein serine/threonine kinase activity; ATP binding. The coding region runs from base 96 to 1592 and encodes 498 amino acids. Gene Ontology annotation, biological process: cell surface receptor protein serine/threonine kinase signaling pathway; protein phosphorylation; cellular response to growth factor stimulus.
UCCCGCGCCCUGGGAACUUCAAAGCGGCCGGCGCUGCCCGGGCUGCGUCGCUCGGCUCUGGGGCCUCGCAGCCCCCGCGCGGUCGCCGGGUGGCCAUGACCCGGGCGCUCCGCUCCGCGCUCCGCCAGGUUCUCCUGCUGCUGGCUGCGGUCUCCGAGCUCUCAGCAGGGUUGAAAUGUGUAUGUCUCCUGUGUGACUCUUCAAACUUUACCUGCCAAACAGAAGGAGCAUGUUGGGCAUCAGUCAUGCUCACCAAUGGAAAAGAACAGGUGAUCAAAUCCUGUGUUUCCCUCCCAGAAUUAAAUGCUCAAGUCUUCUGUCACAGUUCCAACAAUGUUACCAAAACCGAAUGCUGCUUCACAGAUUUUUGCAACAAUAUAACACUGCACCUUCCAACAGCAUCACCAAAUGCCCCCAAACUUGGACCCAUGGAGCUGACCAUUGUUAUUACUGUGCCUGUCUGCCUCCUGUGCAUGGCUGCCAUGCUGACAGUAUGGGCGUGUCAAGGCCGACAGUGCACCUACAGAAAGCCACAGAGACAGAACGUGGAGGAGCCCCUCUCUGAGUGCAAUCUGGCAAACGCUGGAAAAACCCUAAAAGAUCUGAUUUAUGAUGUGACUGCCUCCGGGUCUGGCUCUGGUCUACCUCUGCUGGUUCAAAGAACAAUUGCAAGGACGAUUGUACUUCAGGAAAUAGUUGGGAAAGGUAGAUUUGGUGAAGUGUGGCAUGGACGAUGGUGUGGGGAAGAUGUGGCUGUGAAAAUAUUCUCCUCCAGAGAUGAAAGGUCUUGGUUUCGUGAGGCAGAAAUUUAUCAGACGGUUAUGCUGCGACAUGAAAACAUCCUUGGCUUCAUUGCUGCUGACAACAAAGAUAAUGGGACUUGGACUCAACUUUGGCUUGUAUCUGAAUAUCAUGAACAAGGCUCCUUGUAUGACUAUUUGAAUAGAAACAUAGUGACAGUGACCGGAAUGAUCAAGCUGGCAUUUUCUAUAGCUAGUGGCCUAGCCCACCUUCAUAUGGAGAUUGUUGGUACCCAGGGUAAACCUGCUAUUGCGCAUCGAGAUAUAAAAUCAAAGAACAUAUUAGUGAAAAAAUGUGAAACUUGUGCCAUUGCAGACUUGGGGUUGGCUGUGAAGCAUGAUUCAAUACUCAACACUAUUGAUAUACCACAGAAUCCUAAAGUGGGAACCAAGAGGUACAUGGCUCCUGAAAUGCUUGAUGAUACAAUGAAUGUGAAUAUCUUUGAGUCCUUCAAACGCGCUGACAUCUACUCUGUUGGUCUGGUUUACUGGGAAAUAGCCCGCAGGUGUUCAGUUGGAGGAAUUGUUGAGGAGUACCAGUUACCAUAUUAUGACAUGGUGCCUUCAGACCCAUCAAUAGAGGAAAUGAAGAAGGUGGUUUGUGACCAGAAGUUCCGACCAAGUGUCCCAAAUCAAUGGCAAAGCUGUGAAGUAAGGCUUAUUUGUGCACUCCGAGUCAUGGGGAGAAUAAUGCGUGAGUGCUGGUAUGCCAAUGGGGCAGCUCGCCUCACGGCCCUUCGCAUUAAGAAGACCAUUUCUCAACUUUGUGUCAAAGAAGACUGCAAAGCCUAAGGAUGAUAGUCAUGUUAAAGAGACAUCGCUCGCAGCUUUCUUUCCCUCUUUAUGUGAAUGUGUCUGGCUUUUUUUUUUUGGUUCUACCUCAAAGAUGAUGAUGCAGUACAGUAUUUAAGUGCCCAAAGGCAGAAUGAAAGAUAACUCUAAAGAGUUGGGCAGGGAUUGAUUUCAUCCAAUCUCUGUGUUGUCUUUCAUUUUAUUUUGAAAAGUAACACAUGAACUCAUCUUUUUAUUUAAUGAGAAAGAUAUUAUGAAAGUGCACAAUAAGCUAUAUAAAAAUAAUAGACGUCAUUAAGAUGUUAUUGUACUUGAACCAAGAGCACAUGAAUGAAUAGAAAAAAAUGUUUUUACUGAAUAUGAAAAUACAUUCCUUACAUUUGUGAACUAGAACAUGUCAUAGCAAUCUAUGGUUUUCCUUUUUCAAUUAGCAUGAUCUAUUUAAAAAAAUAAGUAUCGCUCUGAAUUUUAGCCAUUGAUUUUUCCUCUGAAUUUUAAUAUUUAAGACAUGUAAAAGUGGAGCUGCUUAGUAAAAGGUAUAAGUCAGAGUCCAACUUGGGGAUCUUUUAUACUCCACUACUACAAGAGUCCUUGAGGCAAAUAGUAUAAAAGCCAUUCAGCUUGUUUCUCACUCUCGUUUAUGAAAGACACCUGAUAUCUUGAGGUGCUGACAGAUCUCCCAAAGCCACACAGCCUAGGCAGAGCUGGCUCUAGGUUCGCACUUGGAUCAUCUACAGGAGAGUCGCACACUCCCAGCUUGCCCUCGAUUUCCUAUAGUACUUUGCUGCCUGUGCAGAAACAUCUUUUACUCUAUUUGUAGUUUAGCCAGACAGAAGGUGGGUUAAAUUAUUUUGCAGAAUCACAGUGGACCUGUGUGAAAUCUCAGAAUCGUAUCUAUUGACAGUUUCCUCAGAAAUUUCAUUUAUCCCAUUCAUUCAUAACUAUUAACGUUUAUUAAAAACUUCCAAAGAUUAAACUAGACAUAGAUAUUCAUUGUCAGAAGACAUCUUUAAGGUACAAAUCCAGAGGUGUAUAUUGCUUUUUCACAUCCACUUUAGAAAGAAAAGGAAACAAAUAUUUUGAGGAAAAUGAAAAAAAAAAAAGCAACAACAAAAAACACCUCUUCAGUGAAGUAUAACUAAAUCCUUCGGAGUAUGUUAGCAACAGUAAAUAGAUAUUCCAUUAGCAUUUAAAAAUGAACAAGAGAGUAAAGAAGGAUGCCCAUAAAUAGCUUUCCCUUCAUUCUGCUUUCUGUGGUGAUAGUGGUGAAUAUUUAAUGGAAUAUCAAAUACUUUUUUCAAAACUAUAAUGCUGCUUUGGUGAAGGAGGUUUAACAUAGUAUCUUACUGUUCUAAAGCAUUGCUUCCUAAAGUUGAUUCCUUAGAAUAUUCUUUUGCAGAGAUGAUAUAAAUACAAAACUCUUAUAUUGAUAGACUCUUCAAAAGUCAUACU